AUGAUGCAGACGACGACGCGGUCGUGGGAGGACCUGCGCAGCAGCGCGCGCGCCGCGGAGCGCACGCUCGAGGACAAGAUCGCGGCGUACACGGCCAUCAGCAGAGCGCAGGUGCGCAGCUCCGCGGCGGCGUACGACGAAGAGAACCCGCCCGAGGAGACUGUGGACGAGAGGGAGCUCGCAGUGGAUAUUGAGAAUGUGCUGGCGUCGCUGUCGGACACUAUUGAUGAGAUGAAUGUGGUGGUGAACAAGACGUCGGUGAAGACGCAGGAUGCUAUGCUGCAGCGCUACCGUGAGCUGUAUUUCGACUUCAACACAGAGUUCCGUCGCUCAAUGAGCGCAUUGCAGGAGAAGCGUGACGCGCAGAAGCUGUUUGGCAACAGAGGACACAACGGCCACUCGGACGACGCUGAGAUGGAUUCGUUGCUGAACGAGCGCCGCGCCGUCGACUCGUCUCGCUCCAUGACGGGCAGCAUUAUCGAGCAAGCGAUGGCGACCAAGAACGCGCUGGAGAACCAGCGCCGGCAGUUCACGUCCUCUCACGGCAAGGUGGCGACGCUGGGCAGCUCGUUCGCCGGCAUCAACACGCUCGUGGAGCAGAUCCGCCGCAAGAAGAUGCGCAACAACACCAUUCUCGCGCUGGUGAUCGCCGGCUGCAUCUGCUUCACGCUCUGCAUGGGCGACCGCGGAGGAAUCUCGCUGCUGGUGCGCAACAUCAGCCGCCGCCUGAGACCCGAGGACAUCCGCAAGGAGUUCGAGCGCUACGGCGAGGUGCGCGACGUGUACAUCCCCAAGGACUACUACACCAAGGAGCCCAAGGGCUUUGCGUUCGUCGAGUUCCGCAGCGAGCGGGAAGCCGACGACGCCCGCCGCAACUUGGACGGAGUGCGCAUUGAUGGCCGCGACAUCCGCGUGGUGUUCGCCCAGGAGCGUCGCAAAUCGACGGACCAAAUGCGCGAGCGCGAAAGGACGGAGAGACGUGGAGGAGGCCGUCGCUCACGCUCGAGAUCGCCUCGCCGCCGUGCGCCGCGUGGCCGAUCUCGUUCUCGCUCUCGUGACCGUCGGGCCCCGGCUCGUCGCUCGUCGCGCUCGCGCUCUCCUGUGAAGGGCCGAUCCCGCUCUCGUUCGCGCUCGGGCUCGCGCGGCCGUUCGCCUCCGCGUCGGUCGGGCUCCCCGGCACCGCGCUCGCGUUCGCCGUCGCCUCGCAGGUCGGCAUCCCCCCGCGCUGCGGCGUCUCCUCGUCGCCCUGCGUCUCCUCGCCGAUCGGCAUCGCCCGCUGCUCGGUCGCCUUCGCCGCGCCGCACGAAGGACCGCUCGUACUCGCCGUCGCCUCGACGAGAUGAAGGCCGCCGCUCGCCUUCCGGUUCCCCGCGUCGGGAUUAGGCUGAUGCGGUCGCAUAAUGGAUUGGUGUCGGCGGAUAGCUAGCUGCGCUCAAACCCCUGUCUCAAAUCAAGUAUCGCCGACGGACCAAGCGAGCGACAUGGCCAACUACGUGGAAAACUGCACGACAUCUCGCGUUGAUCUCAUCCAUCCUGUCUGCUUCCCACUCGCGUGCGAUUGUUUGCUGGUGCGUGUCCGUCUACCCGAAUGGUAUACAGGCGCUCAGAGCAGAAGAAGUCUGAAGAUGGGGAAGACUCAAGCAAAGAUACAAAACGCAAAUAAAAACAAAGAAGACUGGGUACUACAACUACUUGUCCAAGAGGAAGGAAAGAAGAGGAAGAGUGUAAAGCAAGCUGCGACCCCAGCCAGAUGAGC
Molecule: messenger RNA, 1756 nt
Organism: Phytophthora sojae
Lineage: Eukaryota; Oomycota; Peronosporomycetes; Peronosporales; Peronosporaceae
Exons: 9
Coding region: 1-1383 (460 amino acids)
Biological process (GO): endoplasmic reticulum to Golgi vesicle-mediated transport; vesicle fusion
Cellular component (GO): Golgi medial cisterna; cis-Golgi network; Golgi membrane
Molecular function (GO): SNAP receptor activity; RNA binding
Source: RefSeq, a predicted model, not a curated record